AAUAACAAAGAAAUUAUCUAAAGUUACGACACUCCAAUCGGCUGAAUUGUAUUUUUUAUUGAAUAUAGGUUUUUACCAGUGAAAGCGAUUGUGUGUCAUGUUCAGGGUUUUGUUCCGACCCUCACUAGGAAUCGUCGGCACACUGCCAAAAACGUAUUCCAAGACUGCUGAUCUUCCGUCAUCGACAACCCCGCCCGGCUCAAACAACCGGCGAGAGCUGAAAUAUCCUACCAAAGUACCACAGAAACCGCACGUUUCCUCCAUCACUUCCGGAACUGUGCCUUCCCGAAUUGAAGUAGACGAGCAAACAGUGCAGCUACUGGAGCGAUUAUCUCUGGUUGAUCUCGAUAGCAAAGAAGCUCACAAAACGCUGGAAGAUUCAAUUGAAUUUGCUUCUCGCAUUCUUACAAUUGAUACGGAAGGAGUGGAACCUCUUUAUACGGUGUUGGAGGGCCAGAAACUAAGCCUGCGAGAGGACUCAGUUACGGACGGAAACAUUCAGUCGGAUGUGCUGUCGAAUGCAAGCAUUACUGAAGAGGAAUACUUCGUAGCGCCACCGGGUAAUAUUCCGCUCGAACAACAGGAUCAAAAGGGUGAUAUUCAGAAUACCAAAAAUUAA
Molecule: messenger RNA, 619 nt
Organism: Malaya genurostris
Lineage: Eukaryota; Metazoa; Arthropoda; Insecta; Diptera; Culicidae
Gene: GatC
Product: glutamyl-tRNA(Gln) amidotransferase subunit C-1, mitochondrial
Exons: 2
Coding region: 98-619 (173 amino acids)
Biological process (GO): glutaminyl-tRNAGln biosynthesis via transamidation; mitochondrial translation; regulation of translational fidelity
Cellular component (GO): mitochondrion; glutamyl-tRNA(Gln) amidotransferase complex
Molecular function (GO): glutaminyl-tRNA synthase (glutamine-hydrolyzing) activity
Source: RefSeq, a predicted model, not a curated record